CUUCAACUUCACCUUUCCAGCCUUCGUUGAUCCGACGACAACCCGACGUUUUUCGGAUCGUCAAUUGGCUGCCUCCACCACGUUGCCGCGCCAUGGCCUUUCGACCAGUUCUCCGGCAGCGCGCCCUGGCGCCCGCAACUGCCGGUCUCUUUGCAGCCGGGUUCCUCCUCUUCCCCACGAGGACUGCCUAUGCUGAGGCUCCCGAGAGCGAGUCUAGCAAGAAGCCCAUCUACGACAAUGACCUCUCUUCUCUCCCAUCAUCAUCUCCAUCCACCAGCGAGUCCAUAUCCUCGGUCGCAUCUUCUCUCGUGAACUCUCUUGUGUCAUCCUCGCGAGACGAGUCUUCGAACCUGCCAACGCCUACGGACCGAUUAGCCGCACAGAUCGGCAAAGGGCGAUUGUUUCUGCACGACCAGGUAUCCGCCGCCGAGGAUAAGUUCAAUGGCUUCAUGUCUUCUCUCCUGAACCUCGAAUCGGACUUUACUUCGACCGUGGCGUCGUUGGCCCCCGCCAAGGAGACGGGCGAGCGUCUGAUGCCCGGCGCCAUGUACGUGCUGGUAGCGUCCAUGGCUGGAUCGAUUAUUUCGCGAAACAGGGGCAUCCUGCUGCGCGCCACUGUCCCUCUGGCAGUCGGUAUCGGCGCCGGCUGGCUCGUGCUUCCCGUGACCAUGCGCAAUGUGAGCGACCUGGCGUGGCGGUAUGAGGAGAGGUUCCCCGUCAUUCGCGAUAACCAUCUCCGUAUCCGUGGCGCCGCUGAGCAGGGCUGGUACAUGACCAAGGUUCACAGCGACAUUGCUGUCAGCAAGGUCGACGAGAAGGUUGCUGGUGUGCGGGAAACGAUUGAGAAUUGGGUCAAGCAGGGCAAAUAAAGUUAUAAACCAUGGAAUCAAUUUUUGUAGACUACAGCGUUGAUUCGUUUUGAGAUUCUGGUCGGAGGGUAGAUUAUAAGACAACAUCUACAUAUUUUUAUCAAAAGAACAGCAAUUGCUUCAUCACAUGUUCUAGCUUGCAUGAAACCUAUUGAACAAAGUACCUAAGGU
This is a messenger RNA of Xylona heveae TC161, 1040 nucleotides long. Its product is annotated as putative mitochondrial protein. NCBI's taxonomy places the organism in Eukaryota, Fungi, Ascomycota, Xylonomycetes, Xylonales, Xylonaceae. The record is from RefSeq and is a predicted model, not a curated record. Gene Ontology annotation, biological process: cristae formation. Bases 93 to 869 code for a protein of 258 amino acids. Gene Ontology annotation, cellular component: mitochondrial crista junction; MICOS complex. The transcript has 3 exons.